CUUGUUCAGCAGCCACAGAAGAAAGCUAAAAGCUCCAAUCUUUGGGAACCCAAAAUCACUACAAUGGCCAAGACGCUGAUGGUGCGUCCGUACGUUUUCGCAGCAUCGUCACAAGCAGCCAGAAAUCUCUUCCUCCGUCAAGCUCAGCCAACGAGACCCUUUGUCUCUGCUGUGCUAUUCAACAGAGCACGCACCAGUUGUACCAAGCUCCAAACUCAUAGUAAUAGUAAAAACAGUGUUGGAGAAGAGUACAGUUGUGGAAAUUCAUUGGGGUUCUGGUUUGUUCCGGCGAGUGGUCGAAGGGUCAGCACACGGGCCACGAAUGUCAACGAUGCUGGGUCCAUCGACUCGCCUCUCAUGCACUCCAUGGAGAAAAAGAUCAAGGAACAUCUCAAUGCAGAAUCAGUCACUGUGAGAGAUGCUUAUGGUGAUGGUCGGCAUGUCAGCAUUGAUGUCGUCUCUUCAACCUUUGAGGGACAAUCGGCUGUUAACAGGCAGAGGAUGGUGUACAAAGCCAUUUGGGAGGAGCUUCAGACCACAGUGCACGCGGUUGACCAAAUGACUACCAGAACCCCCACUGAAGCAUCAGCUGAAAAGUGAACGCAGCCUGGUCGGUAGCUAGACUCCCUUUAAUGGAUUUCCUGGUUGUAAUGAAAUGAAACUGUUGCAUAUGUUGCCUCAUGCCUGUUGAGGAGUCCCUAUUAUAUCUGAACAACAGCUUUCAAAUGACAGGAUUCAUUGCUAAAAUUAUUUAUU
This is a messenger RNA of Quercus robur (English oak), 756 nucleotides long. Its product is annotated as protein BOLA4, chloroplastic/mitochondrial. The record is from RefSeq and is a predicted model, not a curated record. Bases 64 to 600 code for a protein of 178 amino acids. The transcript is spliced from 3 exons. Lineage: Eukaryota; Viridiplantae; Streptophyta; Magnoliopsida; Fagales; Fagaceae.